UGAUUUUAUUAUAUUGGAGUAAAACAAGAAAAAAGAUCGACUAUAAGAAGGUUUACGGUAAGAAGUUUGCCGGUGCUCCAAGGGAGGGAACUCCAAUUUAUCACCUGUCAAAAUCAUAAAAUCAGACAAUUUAUUUGAGUCAGCACAUUCCGGUGUCGUUUCCAUCAAGUGUUAUUAUUCUGUGUACAAGUAACACGAAGACUGAUGAUUUUUCACUAAUUACCGAGUCGAUCGAUAACGUGUUCGAAUGGAUUACUUACUUCGAUCGAUUUUUUAGCCGCUCGCGUCAUCGUUUUGCCACUUCCGGUUCUGUGAUAUGACGGAAUUUGGUCGUCUUCUUGGGAUGUUUUAGAGGAUAUCUUAUCCGGUCUUCUUCACUCUUUUGAUGCCGAAGAGUAAUUUGUAAAAGUCAUCAAGCUGGAUCCGACAACUAAAGUCGAUGUCGAUUUUAAACCUGGUAAAAGGAUGAAGAAACGGCGACAACUGGACGCCCUGGUUAGCAAUGGCAAACUACCCAGACGAAAAAGUAAAAGUGGCCAUGAACUUCUGAGAUCAAAUGAUUCCGAUUCCUCAGAAAUUGAAGAAUUUUCAAGCCCAUUUGGAAAGAAAGGUGGUUGCAGAUUUAUCAGUUGUGGAACUUGUUCACCAUGUCUGGUCCUGAUUGCAUUUAUCACGUUAGUAGCGUGUAUUGUAGCGUCAGCAGGACUGAUAUGGAUGCAUUUCGAAUUAAAAAGAGAUUUAGAUAAUCUUAGAGAAAGAUUAUUAACUGUUGAGUCUCAGAAUAAACAAGGUGGAGGUGAUGUGGUCAAGUUACAGACAGAUUUAUCAUCCAUUAAUAAAUCACUAGAAACCUAUAAAUUACACAAUACCAAACUACAGACCAAUCUUACUAAUCUUGAUUCAAAGUACAAGACAUUGAUAGAUACAUCCAGUAAUUUACAGAAAAGUUUAGAAAAUAUUAAAAAUCUUGAAAAACUUUCAGAGAUAGAAACUUUAACCAGGACAUUAGCUGCGUAUGGAAGUGAUUUUAAAAAUUGGAAAAAAGAUCUUACAGCCAAAACAGAUGACAUAAUAAAAAGAUUAACCAGUUUAGAGACAGCUAAUAAAGGUGAUAUCAAGAAAAGUGAAAGUAGUAUGACAUCAAAUCCAAGUUCUACACCAGAAAUUGCACAUUUACAACAGCAAAUUGAGAGUUUAAGCCAUGACAUAGAUGAGAUGAAUACUACUCUUCUACAUAAAUAUGAUUAUUUAAACACAACUAUAACGCAAAAAGUUAGUUUAUUAGAAAAUUCCACUUUAAAAUUAAUUCAGGAGAUUAAUUCUAAAGCCGCAGGUAGUUCAUCACCAGCUGUUGAAACUCGAAUACAAGAUGGGGUAAAAGAUAAAGAUAUUAAUGGAACAGGUGGAGUUGGAUCAUUGUCCAAUCUUACAGCCCUUGUUUAUAAUUUACAGUCUAAUCUUUCUCAGCUACAGACAGAUCAUUCCAUGUUUUAUAAUAUAAACCAUACUAUAGAUGAACUGAGAACUCAGACAACAUCAUCUAUACAGAGUUUAAAUGUAACUGUUGUUAAAAUGAACAAAGAAGUAGAUCAACUGUUUAAUAAAUUAACCAAUAAUACAAAUAAACUACACAGAGUUGAUAAAACAGUAGAAGGAAUAAAACAAUAUCUGGGUGCCAAAGAUAAUAUUACUAGUAGUUCUAGUCUAAGCACAGCAACAUUAUCCAGUCCUAUAACAACUCCAGUUACGUCUACAAUACCAUUAUCUACAACAGAAUCUUCCAAACUGAUCAAAAUUCCCAAUAUUACAACUUAUGAUGAAUUAAAAACUAAAUAUAAUCAAUGGACUGCAAGGAACCAGAAUCAGCCAAUUAAAUUAGACGAUUUACAAAGCUUCAUGAAAGAAAGUAGCAUCCCGUCCAGUGAUGCCAUGGAACCGUAUGAUAAAGAUAACAGUGGAACAUAUAGUUUAGAAGAAUUUAGUAAUGCAUUAGGACUUCAUCCAGUAACAGAAUCAGAUGUUCCACCUGAUAUGAAUUAAUGAACACAAAGCCUUAAAUAGAAGAUGGAGGUACAAGAUCAAAGAUGAACAAAGAUUCCUCACACUACUUAAAAUUGUUUCUCAUUUUUGUUACACAUAGCUUGAAAAAAAAACAUAGUACAGUAAAACCUGUUCUGUUUAUCAUUCAUUCAUAAAUUGACAGUUGGGUGAUUGAUAAAUUAAAUAUAAUUUCAAUAUGAUUAACAACCCAGGUGUCAUUUAAUCUUGUGUAUUUAGCACUAAUUUCUUUCACGGUCAUUUAAUAUCAAAUCUUUGUUUAAAAACUCGUAAAAAUCAGUGACUGAUUAAUUUUGAUAAUGAGUGUCCAAUUUAUAAGCGUUUAAUUUCCUGACCACUGUUCAAAAAUUAAUCAUUAUACAUCAAUAAUCAAUUGGGUUGUUUAUUUUUUUAACAGUGUUCAGGAAAUUAAAGGCUUGUAGAUUGGACACUCAUAAAUUAAUCAGUCAGCUUUAAACUGGACACAAGUACAAAUUAGAUGAUUUUUGGUGAUUUUAAAUAAUUUUUUACGAAUAUUAAACAAACAUAUAAUAUUAAAUGAAUGUGAAAGAAAUUAGUGCUAAAUACACAAGAUAAAAUGAAACAUACCCUGGUUACAGUGUUUAGAAAUUACUGGUAUGUAAAUUUCAUGGAUUGCGGAUUUUUGUCAUGUUUCACUGUACUAUGUUUAAUUCAUAUUUUAGGUUUGUUUAUUCUCAUAUUAAAAAAAAAACAAAAACAAGAUACAACUUGUAUUGCUGGUUAUCGCGUAGUAAAGCUUGACGUUUAUUCAAUCACCAACAUUUGAAAUAUGAAAAUACAUAUAGCUUAUUGAGUUUCCUCAUUUAUACACAGCUUCUAAUCCAAAAACAUAUGAAGAGUCCAGAGGAAGAACGAUCUAAGUCACAUUUAUGUCUUUUCACUUAAAAGGCAAAACAGACUUUUGGACGAGAAUACUUGAUGCAAUCAGAACGAGUGAGUUUAAUUUCAACUUCAAAAUGAUGUUUAAUACGAAUCAUAAUUACCAGUACAAAAACUGACUUCCACUUUUCAGCCAAAUUAAGGUCAAAUAAAGGGUACGAUGGACUUGUAUUUGUCCGGGAGGCCAUUUCAGAAGGGCCUUGGUUCGAUUUGACUCCGAUCGUUUUUACCUGAAAUUGAUUGUUCCACAGAAAGCUUCUACUAUUUGCUACCAGAGGACGCCAUUAACUGGGGUUAGUUGAAAAAAUGACUUGGAUCGUUCUUCCCCGGGGCUCUUCAUGUUUCAAAUGCUCUCUCGGCUUUUAUGAUAUAAGUAAAAGACUGUUAUAUCUAUCUAUUGGAAAGGCAAUAAGCUUAUGAGAUAGAAUUUCAUCUUUUCAAAUAUAAGUUUUGCCAAUCUCAUUCCCAGAGAUAAACUUACCCUUUGUUUAUCUCUUGGAAAACUCGCCGGCCAUUUAGAAUGUCAUGUGAUGUAUCACAUGUCAUGUGAUGUCGGUCGCUUCACACAGAUCAAAGAUGGCAGCUCAAACUCGCAUAUUUAGCCGAAUCACACACUUUGUGAGCUAAAAAUAGUUCCUGGUAAAUCAUCAAUUCGGCUGUUUUCAAAUGACCUUUUAAUGUCAAGAUGUGGAAAAUAUUCUAAGGGCCAUCGAGAAAUCAGCAGCUACUGCCAAUCAGUAGCCACUGGGGGUCGGGGCUUAGGAAUUGAUUCCACGCCGAUUAAUGGCCGGCAAGUUUUACCAAAGAUAAUCAAAGGGUAAAGUUAACACUGGGAUUGAGAUUGAAGUUUUGCAUCAUCUGAAUAAUUUGUGCCAAAUUUGUAUCUUUUGUUAUGCACAAUAAUCCGCAAUAUUUUCUUAACAACUUUUGCUAGUAAGGAACAAAAGUAUUGUCGUUUAUUUGUUUUGUUUGUUUUUGGAGAAAAAGAAUUGAUAUUAUUAGUUUGCUGUUUAAAUUAUUGAUAUAUUUAGAUAGUUGUGCCAUGAGAUAUAGAAUAAUCCUUUAGUGGCAUUUAGCGAUUGAAAACAUUACAGAACUAACACAGUUAUAUGGGAAAACAAUCACUGGUUUAUUAUACAGAAACAUUGACGUUUCGAUAAGUAUUCUCUUAUCAUUUUAUCAUAAUCAAUUUCGGUCUUUAGAGCUUUUAAAGCGUGAUCUAGAUCAGAGAUUAUUCUCUUGUGAUUAUUGUAUAUAUUACAUAGUUAUUCACACAAUAAAAUGAUGUAUAAAGUAUAAUCAAAUAUUGACUGAUAGCUUUAACAUUUCUAUUGAUACUGUCUUUCAUCAAGCUGUCAAAUACAAAACAAAAUUGUGUUGCCGGUGCUCACGUGUCAGUAUAUGGAGAAAGUCCUGAUUUAUUCAUUAUAAAACAAACAUUUAAAAAAAAAGGCUGAAUGUAUUUUUUGUUUUAAAAACCUAUCAAAAUGCCAAGUAUCUUACAAAUUUGUCAACUCGCGCUGUCAAAUACAAAUAAAAUUUGUCAGCUCACAUGUACUGAAGCUAAUUUUAAACAUUGAUGUUAUUACUGUUAGACAUUCAGAAUGACAUCUAGCUAUGUUAUAUGUUGGAUUUUGUAAAAUGGUAUUAUUUAUAAAUUGACUUUAAAGUCUGAUAUUGUUAUGUUAAUAAAUUAUUAGUUGUACAUUAUUUUAGGUAUGAAUGUUUUUUUUUUACUAACACAUAAAUAAUUAAUUGUAAUAGAGAUCUUUUACUUCAAGACUAAACUUUUUCUAUGUGAUUUUCUAAUCCUAUUGACUUUGAUUAUUAAGGUUUUCAACCCCUGUGAGUACACUUAUAAUAUGGACUAUUUAAAGCUUUGACCACUUGUGGUUGUUGUUUCGAUGUCUGGUGUGAGUGUAUGUGGCUUAGAGAUAGGGGCGCCUUCUCAACCUCGCGGGUUUACUCCGGGUGCUCCGGUUUCCUCUCACAGGUAAGACCCCUGGGCGUGCGCUAGGAUAAUAAAAACAACUUGUCUAUGAUAUCACCUUCGGUGGUAGCAGAGCCUUGAAAUAAGUCACCUGUCACAGACAAUGUCGGGCACGGAUUCAGGAUUUGUCAGUCACAGUUUGUCUGGCCCCAAGUUCACAAAGCAUUCUCAGACUUAUGAAUUUACUCAACUUUCAGUCAUAGAUCUACCUAUAAUAAAAUAAAAGACACAAGAGUACCUGUAAUUGUAUUUAUUAAACAUGGAUAAUAUUAAAGGGUUUUAAUAUAAAAUUGAACAUUUUCACAUUCCUUAUCAAGUCUGGUGGAUUGGGGAAGUUUUUACUGGAUGUAAACCCACCACCCUUAUCUAUAUAUUAUACCUAUGACUAUGUGCACUUCUUGUCAUUUUUUUUAAUAUUUCAAAAUUAAUCCUCCGCACUUCCCCACUUUGUUCGACACAUUGGUUAUCUUAUCCCUAUCUGAUUUUUUUUAAAAACAAAAAAAAACACCUGUUUAGGUGAUAUAUAUCCCAAUUCAUGAUUUGCUGUAGAAUAAAAUGAAUUACCCUUUGAUAAAUCAAAGAAAAUUUCAAAAUAAUAGGUUUGUUAAUAUUUGUUAAUCAUUUUAAACCAUAUCAUAUCCAUCUUCCUAAAAUCAUAUCAUGCCAGUAAAACCCUUUAAUGCUUACCCUUUCUGGUAUCUGUAUAUUUAUCUCCCUUUUUGUAGAUUUGAUCAUCCUGUACUUACUAAUUGCUUACUCUUUAUGUUGUCCUUAUGUUUGUUACAUUUUAUUCUGAUUGAUUUCAAUCCACCCCUUUUCUUCAAAUCUGUCAUUAAUGUACCUAUUUUGUAUCUACAUACCUUUAAGCUAGAAAUAGAUUUAAAGAAAAUACCGGCGGGACGAUUUAUUUAAUACUACCCAAUACCACACCAAUACCUCAAUAUCAGCACAUACUACCCAAUACUACAACAUAAUGAUUCAAAAUAGACAUAUCAUUUGACAAGUAUUUGAUAGUAUUGGGUUAUUAUUUGCUUGUUUUGGGUGAUAUAGGGAGGCAAAUGGAACAUCGGACAUCGGUAUCGUAUUUGGAGUACAUUUCCUGCGAUAUAACUCUCUAUUUUUGAAAAAAAUCAAAUGAUGUGUCUAUUUUGCUUUAUUUUGCAUCAUUAUGUAUUGGGUAGUAUGUUGUGGUAUUGGGUAAAUCGUCCCAUGCGAUAAUACAGGCUAUUAUUAUACGUUUUGUCUGUGAAGUUAGUUGAUAAUGUUAUUUAUUAUUACAUAUUGUACAUACAUUAAGAUAUUUUCUCUACAACAGUUAUUAUUAUUAUAUUGUACACUGUAUAUAAGAUUAUUCAUAAUAUCAUGUGAUAUUGUUCCAUGUCAGAUAUAUCGCAAAAACUACCUUCGUAACAAUGACACGGACUUGACAGGCCUCAUUGGCGAAAAUGUAGCUAUGUAGAACAGGCUAUGGAUGGCUAAAUCUAUUUGUUAAGGCCAGCUCAAUUUUCGUUGAGGUCGCUGAGGUGUAAAAAAGGUUAUAGCAGGUGAUUGUUGGCAAGAUUGUAUAUUAGGGUUAGGUUAAGCAUUAGUGCUCGGUCCGGGGUUGGGAUUAGCUCUAGCCCUGUUUACAUCUUGUGACCUUUGACCAAACUUGAAGUUGGCCUUAUGAAUUAGAUCUAACCGGCUAUGGACUAUUAAAUUCACAAUUACUUCUGGGAGGACUUGGAGAGUGGGAGUGCCACUUCUUAUAGAACCCCUCCACAAACCAACAAAAUAAGUAAAUUUAUUAUUCAGAAAACAUGUGCAAACCAUGCUGAGCACUUGAAUAGAGUCCCCUCUACUUAUAAGAGCCAAAUAUUGCUAGAUGUCUGUUAGUAAUAAUAAGUAAUUGUAUUCCACAGACAUGUGGCUUAUUUAUGAUUGUUGAUAAUCGGUAUUCCUGCUAUAAAUAUUCGUAAACAUGUCCGAGAAAAGUCGACAAGAUAUUUUUUGCGAUGUUGUAUUUUGUGAAAAAUAAGUCCAUAUUAAUGUAAAAUAUUGAACAAAUAUUAUUUGUUAAUGAGAGAAUUAUAUCCAAUUGAUAGGGAGAUGUUAUCAUUGAUCUCUAUUAGAACUAUGCAAUACAUAGUAAUAAUAAAAAUACUAAAUGGGAGACUAUUUUACACUUGAUUCAAUAUACUGACAUAAUCAUCUUAAAUUCAAAUUUAGCUACAAUAGUAACGGAUUGGUAAAUUUUCAGAUAUUGAAUCUGAAUCCACAAAUGGGUUUCAUUUCCACCUUGACUAAUCCACCAGUUUGUUGAAGAUUAUGGAUUAUCCCUGUUCUAGAAAUUAUGGAUUUUCCAUGUUCUAGAAAUUAUGGAUUUUCCAGAAAUUAUGGAUUUUCCAUGUUCUAGAAAUUAUGGAUUUUCCAUGUUCUUGAAAUCAAAAGUAGGAUUUACCUUUGUAUGUUAAUUAUCUGUUUAGCUUACGGCUGCUUAUCGUCAAUUUUUCAGACCAUAUAUAAUUUUAUAUGGCUCAGACCAUGCUAAAAUGUACUCAGAUUCGUUAUUUAUUUAAGAAAACUAAAAUACUAAUGGUAGAUAAUCUUCUGGCUUGGAUUAAAUCGGAAAAUAAUGUGGUCCAUCAAAAAAGUUUACCCAACAAUUAUAGGUGCGCCUGGCUUGUCUGCAGAGGAUAUCGAAUAUUGGCAAAUUCCCAAUUUAUCAUAUCUUACAAAAUACUGAACAAAAUUUAACCAUUUUGGGACUGAUAUUUGAUUUAGAGGGUUUAAUGUUCGCAAUAUUAUUGUUUUUAAGCGACUCGAAUUCCCUCAAAGGAUGAUAAGCAGCUUUGAAAUUUAAGAAUUGAAGAUCUUUUAUCUUUUUAUCAUAAUAAGCAAUUAAAAUAAUGUAGAUAUUGUAAAAAGGAUAGAUAUGGGUUAUUUAUUUGGCUAGAUAUACACACUUUAUGAUACAAGUUUAUAGAAAUGAUAUAUUGAACUAUUUAAUAACUAUAUUAGUUUCAUGUUGUUAAUUGCCAUUGUUCGCCAAAUUCUAAAUAAAAUGUUAUUUGUAUAAA
Patella vulgata (common limpet) is the source of this 8007-nucleotide messenger RNA. Its product is annotated as EF-hand calcium-binding domain-containing protein 14. The coding region runs from base 466 to 2040 and encodes 524 amino acids. The record is from RefSeq and is a predicted model, not a curated record. The transcript is spliced from 15 exons. Lineage: Eukaryota; Metazoa; Mollusca; Gastropoda; Patellidae.